Messenger RNA from Protopolystoma xenopodis, 201 nucleotides. NCBI's taxonomy places the organism in Eukaryota, Metazoa, Platyhelminthes, Monogenea, Polystomatidea, Polystomatidae. The record is from the annotation of a GenBank genome assembly.
GUUCGCACUUCUCUUGAAUUAGCAUUUUUCGAAGUUCUCUAUCCAGCUGCCUCCCGAGCAAUUCCUUUCUGCCACGGUGUUGGUCACGGAGACGCUAACGCUCUUCGUUGGCGUCGUCUUCCAAUUCCCUGCAUCCUCGCUGGGCCGCGUUGGUUACAACAUGAUCCCAAAAUCUGUGAUGAAAAUGUGAAUAUUUCAUAA